Messenger RNA from Periophthalmus magnuspinnatus, 6754 nucleotides. RefSeq names its product ATPase 13A3 (gene atp13a3). The transcript is spliced from 34 exons. Gene Ontology annotation, cellular component: late endosome membrane. Gene Ontology annotation, molecular function: polyamine transmembrane transporter activity; P-type ion transporter activity; ATPase-coupled monoatomic cation transmembrane transporter activity. The coding region runs from base 322 to 4152 and encodes 1276 amino acids. Gene Ontology annotation, biological process: intracellular calcium ion homeostasis; polyamine transmembrane transport. Lineage: Eukaryota; Metazoa; Chordata; Actinopteri; Gobiiformes; Gobiidae. The record is from RefSeq and is a predicted model, not a curated record.
CAGGCCAGUUCACUAUUGUAGUACAGAGGCUGUCCCACUGAGCUGUCAAUACGCAGAGCACGAAAGCUCCGAUCCGCUGCUUCUCUGCUGCGACAAAAUUUUCGCGUUAAACUUAGUCCGUUUUCUGCUUCAACGACGUCUUCUUCCAGAUAACAGUGGCUUUAGUGUCAUAAUGACUCGGAGGUGAUCUUCAGCGUGUCCAGGUGGCUCUGGGUUCCAGGUUGGUGUGGUGAGAGAGCUAGCUAACUGCGGGGAGGACCGCCUGGGGUACUGUGCACCUGGCUUUCAAGUCACUCAGGAGGGGGCUUGACAUACGGCAGCAUGGACAAGGAAGACUUUAAGGUACUCAACAAGGGAGAAGAGGAGGAGAUGGAGCUGCAUGGCUAUCGCUUGUGUCGUUGGCGACUGGCCCUUGUAGGCCUCGGAGUGUUGUGUACAGGGGGCUUCCUCCUCCUGUUGCUGUAUUGGAUGCCAGAGUGGUGCGUCAAAUCCACUUGCACCCGGACCACAGUGCGGGAUGCAGAAGUGGUGCUGUUACAAUCCACAGAUGAAUUCCGACGCUGGUUCUUGGCCAAGGUACGAGUGAUGCUUGUCCCGGGGAGCAACCCCUUCCACAGCCUGGAGACCCAGACCACCUCCCCCUCCUCUCCUUCCUCUCCCUCUUCUCCCUCUUCUCCCUCUUCUCUAUCCUCUCCCCCCUCUCCCUUCUCUCCCCCUUUGGCCAACGGACACACACCUCAUCCUUCCGAUGGCAGCCCUGCUCAGGAGCUCGUCAAAAGAUAUGCUGACUACCAACCUUCACAGAUCCGUUAUUUUUCCUUACAUAGCACAAAGUAUUAUUGGAACGAUGCAAAGCAGAACUUCGAGGUUUUAAAUGGCCUGGAAGAUCUGCAGCUCAGCUGCUCUAGACUCCACUCUGAACAUAGUGGGGGCUUGUCCCAGAACCAGCAGGAGUACAGGAGACUGUUCUUUGGAAUGAAUGAAAUUGAAGUGAAAGUGCCUUCUGUUUUCAAGCUGCUCAUCAAAGAGGUUCUCAACCCUUUCUACAUCUUUCAACUCUUCAGCGUGAUCCUGUGGAGUGCUGAUGAGUAUUACUACUAUGCUAUGGCCAUUGUGUUGAUGUCUGUCAUAUCCAUAGCUACCUCUCUGUACACCAUCAAAAAGCAAUAUGUCAUGCUCCAUGAUAUGGUGGCAGCUCACAGUAUUGUCCGUGUAUCUGUUUGCCGAGCCAACAAUGAUAUUGAUGAGAUUUUAUCUACUGACCUUGUGCCUGGUGAUGUGAUGGUCAUCCCCAGUAAUGGGACUAUCAUGCCUUGUGAUGCUGUGCUAAUCAGCGGCACCUGCAUUGUCAAUGAAAGCAUGCUCACAGGUGAAAGUGUUCCAGUGACAAAGACCAACCUUCCAAAUCCAUUGCCGGGGGACAGAGGGGGGUCUGACUCUGCCUACAACACAGAGGAGCACAAGAGACACACUCUCUUCUGUGGCACCAACAUCAUCCAGACACGUUUCUACACGGGUGAACUGGUGAAGGCACUGGUGGUUCGUACAGGUUUCAGCACAGCCAAAGGUCAGCUUGUUCGUUCCAUCCUUUACCCAAAACCCACUGACUUCAAGCUGUAUCGAGAUGCCUACCUCUUCCUCUUGUGUCUAGUCGGUGUGGCAGGAAUUGGUUUUAUCUACUCCAUUGUCCUCAGUGUCAUGAAUGAGGUUCCUGCUGGUACCAUAGUUAUUGAGUCUUUGGACAUAAUUACCAUCACUGUGCCACCUGCACUCCCAGCUGCUAUGACAGCGGGUAUUGUGUACGCUCAGAGACGUCUUAAACAGAUUGGAAUAUUCUGCAUUAGUCCACAGAGAAUAAAUAUCUGUGGGCAGAUUAAUCUGGUCUGCUUUGACAAGACAGGAACUCUCACAGAAGAUGGUUUAGAUUUGUGGGGAGUGCAGAGAGUUGAAAAUGGCAGUUUCCACCUCUCAGAGGAAACCGCUUAUAAGGAGAGUCUUGUCAAGUCUCAGUUUGUGGCCUGCAUGGCCACCUGCCAUUCGCUUACCAAAAUAGAGGGCCAGCUGUCAGGGGACCCACUAGACCUCAAAAUGUUUGAGGCUACAGGCUGGAUCCUUGAAGAGGCCACUGAGGAAGAAACGUCUCUCCACAACCGGAUUAUGCCCACAGUUGUCCGUCCUCCAAAACAACUGUUGCCCAAAGAUGUCUCCAUAUCAGCUGAGCAAGACAUGGAACUUUAUGAACUUUCUUCUGCCUAUGAGAUUGGUAUUGUGCGCCAGUUUCCCUUUUCAUCAGCCCUGCAGAGGAUGAGUGUAGUUGCUCGUUUGUUGGGUGAGAAGCGAAUGGAUGCCUACAUGAAAGGAGCUCCAGAGGUGGUGGCUAGUCUUUGCAAAAAAGAUACAGUACCAGCUAAUUUUUCAGACAUUUUGGAGGGCUACACAAAAGAAGGUUUCAGGGUCAUAGCUUUGGCUCAUCGUCGCCUUGAAUCAAAAGUUUCCUGGCACAAGGUCCAAAAUAUCAACAGGAAUAAUAUAGAGAAAAAUAUGGAGUUUCUUGGUUUGAUCAUCAUGCAAAACAAACUUAAGGCUGAAACCCCGGAUGUGCUGAAAGACCUCCACCAAGCCCAUAUUCGCACAGUUAUGGUGACAGGUGACAACAUGCUGACAGCCAUCUCAGUAGCCAGGGACUGUGGGAUGAUUCCUCCUCAGGACACUGUCAUCAUUGCAGAUGCUCUUCCUCCCCAUGACGGACAAUCUGCCAGAAUCAACUGGAGAUACGCUGAUAAACCAAGCAAAGCAACUCGACUGGAGGAAAUUAACAUAAGUUUAGAGGAUGUGUGCCACAUAGAUGAGCCCAAAACACGAGACAUGUUCCACUUUGCUAUGAAUGGAAAAUCUUUUGCCGUCAUAGCAGAACACUUCCCCGACAUGCUUCAAAAGUUGGUCUUGCAUGGAACAGUAUUUGCCAGAAUGGCACCAGACCAGAAAACUCAACUCAUUGAGACACUGCAAGGUGUAGAUUACUACGUUGGUAUGUGUGGAGACGGAGCCAAUGACUGUGGGGCUUUGAAGAGGGCACAUGGAGGCAUCUCUUUGUCAGAGCUCGAAGCUUCAGUAGCCUCCCCCUUUACCUCCAGAACACCAAACAUUUCCUGUGUCCCCAGUCUCAUCAGGGAAGGACGUGCUGCUCUCAUCACCUCAUUUUGUGUGUUUAAGUUUAUGGCCCUCUACAGCAUUAUCCAGUAUAUUAGUGUUACUCUUCUCUACUCCAUUCUCAGUAACCUUGGGGACUUUCAAUUCCUCUUCAUUGACAUCGCCAUCAUCCUCAUCAUUGUUUUUACCAUGAGUUUGAACCCAGCCUGGAAAGACUUGGUGUCUCGACGUCCUCCUUCAGGUUUGAUCUCUGCACCUCUGCUCUUCUCUGUGCUGACCCAGAUUAUCAUUUGCCUGGGCUUCCAAACCAUCACAUUCCUCUGGGUCAAGGAGCAGUCCUGGUAUACUGUUUGGUCUCCUUCGUCAGAUGCUUGCAACAAGUCAAGUAAUUUAUCAGACCUCAAUCACACGGAAAUUGAUGAACACAAUAUAAAGAAUUAUGAGAACACCAGCAUUUUUUAUGUUUCAUCUUUCCAGUAUCUUAUUGUUGCAAUUGUUUUCUCAAAGGGCAAACCAUUCAGACAACCAAGCUAUAAGAACUGGCCUUUUGUCAUAUCCACAUUGAUCUUAUAUUUUUUCUUAUUGUUCAUCAUGUUUUACCCAGUUGAGGCAAUCAAUGACUUUCUUGAGAUUGUCUGCGUCCCUCUUGACUGGAGAGUGAAACUUUUGCUGGUCAUUGUAGUAAACGCGGUUGUUUCGGUUGUGAUGGAGAGCUUCAUCCUUGACAUCGUCUUAUGGAAGCUUGUGUUCAGCCGAGACAAACAGGGCAGCUUUGGCGUCACUCCUGCCGCCCCGACACCACAGGGGAUAUUGGACCUGCGCGCUUACAAGUGUUUUGUUCGACUCUGCUGCCCUCACAAGAUGAUACCCAAGGCAAGGUACAUGCAUCUAGCCCAGGAGCUGAGUGUGGACCCUGACUGGCCUCCUAAGCCCACCACCACUACUGAAGCCAAGCCCUGUCCAGAAAAUGGUUCCAGCUAUCAGAUUGGAAUAAACUUGUGACGGUUAAUCAUAUUUACUCCCCUCGCUAAGGCGUACUGUAAAAAGGCUAAUUGCCUUGUUGCUUUAAGAUAUUCUUGAUCCUGAGAUCGUACAAAACAUAAACCUUCAAACUAAAGCCAAACUGCAUUUCAUUAAAAUAGCUGCCUGUAAAACCCCAUAUUCUCUGUAGGAAAGUGUUAAAUAGUAUAAAAAGUAUUUUUUAAAAUAAAUUCUACAUUAAUAUUAGGAGCAGAAAUCUCUUGAACAUUUAUUUAAUUUUAUAUUUAAUGUUAACACCCCACUGUAAGACUGUCCACCCUGUCUGAAGACCGCAAUGGUCAGUAAAAGUGGGAGAAAUGGAUUUUUGAUGCAAUUGUAAGAACAUUGCAUAUCUAGUGGAACGGCUGAUGUGUAUGUACUAAAUAAACAGGUUAAAAGCAGCAGUGACUGACAUGUUGGAAUUUCUACUUCUACAAAGUCAACAGACCUUUUAGUUCUAUGUAAAUUUAUUGAACUUUAUUGAAAAAUCUUUAAAACCUGCAUUUCCAAGACUCAGUAACUCCUCAGUCUAAUGAACACUAUAUUGUUGCAUUACCGAGACUCACUAACUAUUCAAUCUAAUGAUCACUGUACUCUUGGUGAAAAGGCUGUUUUCACUGAUCAUUUUGCCUUUGUAAUAAUUGCUCAAAGGGCAUGACACAAAAUGGAUGUAAGCAUAUGUCUAAAUUCAAUACUCUUUUAGGCAGAUAAGCCGCUGUUAGAUAAUUAGCACAAAUGCUAGUAUGUAAAAACUACGAUAGUUGAUAGAUUAGUUUACAUUUUUACCAAAUAAUUUGAGAAAUUUAGCUAAAUCUUUUAUAGCUUUUUUUUAGAAAUGUAUUGUUUUUACAUACAUAAGCCAUGCACUGUGAUAGCAGCAGCAAAAUAGUAUAUAGAAUAAUAUGGGACAAUAUGUAUCAUGUUUUGUUGGUUAAAAAAAAUUAGAGUGUCAGAGCAUGCACCUGCUUGUGGACAUUAGUGUGCAUGAUAGUAUUUGCAUUAAAGUGUCCUGAAUCUCUAUCGUGUCAGCAGAGGCUAUACUGUCAAUGCCAUAAUUUCUGCAAGAAAUUUCUUCCCAUGGAAGAAUGGAUGUGUUAUUAAUUAAGCAUGUCAAAAUGUUUUUCAAUGGCUAGCUGGUCUAGGCACUAUAAAACAUUCGAAUAAGUCUAUCUGUACAUUUUAUUGGUUAAUUUUCCAAAAGUGCUUUUACGUUACCUACAACUUUAGGGUUACAUUGAUGGUGGCUGCUCUGUAUCAAACAUUGUCUUGUAAAAUAUUUUAGUAAUUGUCUGCUCCAGGGUUAUUAAUUACUGCAGCUUAGCCUUUUUCAUAAUGGCGACUUUCGGUCACUAUCAACUUAACCAUGAUUAAAUUUCCACUAAAGAGUUGGAGUCGCAUAAAUGGACCAUCUUUGUUAUUGUAAUAUUUAAGAGUGGCAUUGGACAAGGACAUUUGAGUGAAACGGAAGAAAAAAAAAAAUAUAUAUAUAUAAAUAUAAAUGUAUAAUUGCAGAAUUGAAAACAAAUGGUAUACAUUUAUAUUCUUUCCAAAGACUUGAUGUUAACAACAAAAACAAAUGAUUGUAUAAAAUUGUAUAGAAACAGAGGUUGAUAAUAGUUGGUUUAUAUCUGUAAAUAUGAGAUGAACAUAUCUAUUGUGUUAAGGACUAUACUAAAUUUAUUAUUUUGAAUGACAAAGGGCUUGUUGAAUUUUACUUUUGGUACUGUUGUGGUUUUUGGUUUCUUGGCUGAUGCUAUAUUGUGUAUUUUCAAUUUGAUUUAAAAUUUUAAUUUUUUUUUUUUUACACUGGGCAUUAAUGAUACAGCAACUUAUUCAGGUUUGAGAACAAAAUCUAGCAAACUGCAAACACAAGUAUGAUCUGUGUCGAUUAUAUCAACUUUUAUGGUGUGUUGAUGAUAAUGGUUAAUGAUUUAAAACAUGAAGGGAUUAUAGGCCUUUAGCACCUUUUAUUUGGCACAAAGCAAUUCAUAAACUAGUGUGUACAUAAAUAGUUCGGUCUAUGUUUAUCCAUUGUAUUCAUGCCAAACAAGAAUGUAAUUGUUAAGCGAUUGUUGCAUUCUUUUGUUUGUAAGUACACUAAAUAACAUUGCUGCUAAAAUUCUCCGCUCUUAGUCUGCUGUUAAGUUUCCCCCGCCUCCUUGGUAUUUUAAAAAGUCUAAUCAAAGCAAUGGUACAGUGUAGUGUAAAGAGCUGCUGGGCUUGCCUGUAGUGUUAUAGAACAAUGUUGCUCACACUUUUGAAUGACAUUUAGUCUGACUUUGAUAGAAUAUGGAGCUUUACGUGGUUGUUUCCUCAGGGGAAAGUGUUGUGGCUUUUACAAAAAUCAAAGGAGUAAACUAAACAGGUGAUCUAAUUCUUUUUCAAAAUUGUUAAGAACAAUUCUUAUAGUGCUUCUACUCUUCUCAACACCUCAUACCAAUAUUUUAUGUGUACAUUUAUGACAAAUUUUGUACUUUAUAAUUUAUUUUGUAUUUAUUUUUUCCUCAUUUUCUCCUUAAGAGUUGUAUUUUAGAUUGAUCUCAACCUCAUGAUUUUAAAUAAAUGUUCUUUUAAAACAAGGAUA